Molecule: messenger RNA, 2766 nt
Organism: Cladocopium goreaui
Lineage: Eukaryota; Dinophyceae; Suessiales; Symbiodiniaceae
Source: the annotation of a GenBank genome assembly
AUGGACGGUUCGCUGGCCCUGGAAUGCAAGCACUUAGGCUGCACCAACAAUUCCUACGAUGCCGAGCUGGACCGGGCAUUCAACGACGCCCCCUAUUUUAUUCAUUUAUGUCUCUCAGAGCCAUGCGUGGCUCCAGACAUGGAUGGCGUCGACACCACUCAAGGCCUGCAUGCAACUCGUGUCAGGUUGUGGGAUAUGAGUGCCUUCGUGAGGGAUCAGGUCUACGUUACUGCAGACUGUUUGGCCUUAGCAGAUCGAUGGCUCAAGGAGGCUGGGGAAACCCGUGCCCCUCACAAAGCCAAGGCCAAACCCGGGGCGCCGCCUGGCCCUGGCCGGCGCAAGCCAGCAGCCAAAGGCGCCGACGCGGCCCCCAAACCCGGUCGUGGACGUCGUGCACCUGCAGAGAAGGCGCAGCGUUUGAAGGAGACUCGAGAACGUCUACAAGGCAAGGUGAAGGAGACCACCGAGGUAGAGGAGAUACCCGGGUCAGAUGUAGAGAGCCGGGGUUCAGAGGCGCCUUCAACCAUAGACUCAGGCUAUGCGGAGGACGAAGGACUGAUCAGUGGGCUGAAUAUGGAGACCAAGUCGAAGAAGAAGGAGAAGACGGAGGCUGUCCUGGACAGGACAACUUCUGGGGACCCACGACGCCUCCUGAAGUCGAAGGACUCCAAACAACUGGCUUUAAAAGACAUCACUACGAGCAGCUUGAGUGGCCAAUUGGUUCGCAAAGCUUUGGAAGUCACCUCCAAGCGGAAAGAAGACAAGAAGCAGAAGAGAACCAAGAAGGGCAAGAGUCGUACCACGAAGAUCACCGAGACGCUGGUCAAACUUCUCACAGGGAAAGAGAUACCCUCAGACAAGAAGCGGAAGAAGCGCAAGACGAGGAGAUUGGAAGAUGGGACGAUUGUCAGCUCCAGUCCCAGCUGCAGCGACUACUCGGAGGAGGAUGCGUCCGAGAAGGCGAGCCCAGAUGCGGAGCUGGAAGCGCCUAUGCAGAAGAAGAGCAGGGACAACCCUGGAUCGGUGCUGCGGCUUCUGGUGGACCACAUUCGACAACAGAUGGAUCAGACUGCCCUUUUGGAAUGUGGGAACGAAAGUCGGGAGACGUUGCCAGCCUGGGAGAUACGUUGGCGGCGCGAUACAUGGCCAUCCAUCAAAGCUUGGUGGAUGCUUCCUGGUCGACGGCUCGUCACAUGGACGCACCCCAUGGAAGACAGCUCAGCCGCCGGUCAAGCCACGGUGUUGGCCACCAGGAAGCAUGCCAGACUAGUCUCAGAGGCGGUAGGAGCGCUACCUCUAAGCGGCGCGAGUGGCAUUGCUGGCAAAGGCCGUGCAAGCCGUGGCAAAGGAGAGUGGUCCUAUGGGGACAAUCGAGACGAGGGCAAAGGCAAUGCCAAAGGACGCGGAAAAGGAAAGAAAGGAAAAACCAAAUGGGGGGGCAAUCAAGGUGCCUCCUGGGAGAAGACACAGCGCGACUGGGAGAAGAACAAGGACAAGGCUCGGGCUCCGCUGGGCCUUCACCGGCCAGCUCUCCUUGGGAGAAGCCUUCAGGCUCCCAGAGGGCUCCGCUGGGCCUUCACCGGCGAGCUCUCCUUGGGAGAAGCCUUCAGGCUCCCCAGGGGGCUCCGCUGGGCCUUCACCGGACAUUUGAACUCACAGAAGUCAACUCUUUUCUUCACCCUGUUUAACUCCACUGCAUGGCCCCGGGCCAGCCGUAAGCGCGUGGCCCUGCCUGUGAGGCUGGGGGAACUGAGAAUGGUAAGAGGCAGGCUCCUGGAGAGCUCAUUUGCUGGGGCUUUGCAACACGCCUUUGUGCAAGAAUUCCCUGAAGCCGAAAAGAGGGUCGUGCUCUCCAUACGUGGCGCUGUGAAGAACAUGUUGCGCCACAGUGUUGACAUGCGAGCCGACUUGAGUGCCAUUGAAAAAGAUGUCAAGCUGUUGUUGUUGAAUCCUGAACUGUGCCUACUCCCCGACAAGGGUCAGAAACUCCCCAAACUGCCUGCCAUGGGCUUCUUUGAAUCUAUUUGGGAGUUCGUGGGCAGAAAACAAUUUUCACUGGACUUGGUGCGCAGAGUUCGCCGGGAACUCUUCACCUGCGUGGCACCAGCUUCCCUUAUGCAAGCAAACCUGGCCUCUGGUGUUAGUGGUUUUACUACCGCCUCAGAUGCAUCACACUUUGGAGGUGCUGUGGGCCUUGCAGACAGUCUGACUGAUGAAGGGUCCUUGGACAGAGAGCUCCUUUCGGAGAUCUUACUGAAAUUUCCUGAAGUAAGGGAACUACACCUCUGGGCAGGUUUUCCCUGUGUGGAUUUGUCUUCGGCAAAGGCGGGUCGUGAAGGAUUAGCUGGUGCUCAAUCAAGCUUGUUCUAUGAGGUGGUUAGGAUCAUCAAACUCUUGAAACAGGAGUGUGAACCUACCUUUACUGUUAAGUACGCUACUGAGAAUGUUGCUUCAAUGCCGAAGAAAGACCUGGAGGAGAUCUCCGCAGAGUUGGAAACAGUUCCUUUUCAUUUGAACAGCAGCGAUGCCGUCCCUAUGAACAGACCGCGACUGUGUUGGACGAGUGAGUCCUUGUGGGACGCUGUUACUGGCAUUGAAAUUGAGGAAGAACAUUUCUGGUGGAAGGUCACAGCGAAAAAUGUCUACCCUGAUCAACAGCACUGGUUGGAAGCAGGCGUUAAUCAUACUGGCUCAGACGUGCGCAUCAGCACAGGUGAGAUCAUGGUCCCGAAAGCCUUUCCACGUCAAAGCGUUGAAGCCGAGUAG